Daldinia vernicosa is the source of this 1074-nucleotide messenger RNA. Its product is annotated as mitogen-activated protein kinase HOG1. The record is from RefSeq and is a predicted model, not a curated record. Gene Ontology annotation, molecular function: ATP binding; MAP kinase activity. Gene Ontology annotation, biological process: stress-activated MAPK cascade; osmosensory signaling pathway; cellular response to oxidative stress. The transcript is spliced from 9 exons. NCBI's taxonomy places the organism in Eukaryota, Fungi, Ascomycota, Sordariomycetes, Xylariales, Hypoxylaceae. Gene Ontology annotation, cellular component: nucleus; cytoplasm. The coding region runs from base 1 to 1074 and encodes 357 amino acids.
AUGGCCGAAUUCGUACGAGCUCAGAUCUUCGGAACGACGUUCGAGAUCACUUCUAGAUACUCGGAUCUGCAGCCUGUGGGCAUGGGUGCUUUUGGUCUGGUCUGCUCCGCGAAAGAUCAGCUCACAAAUCAAAAUGUCGCUGUCAAGAAGAUUAUGAAGCCCUUUAGCACUCCCGUCCUAGCCAAGAGAACGUACCGAGAGCUGAAGCUACUGAAACACCUCAAACACGAAAAUGUCAUUUCCCUCAACGAUAUCUUCAUCUCGCCCCUUGAAGACAUCUACUUUGUCACAGAACUGCUCGGGACAGACUUGCACCGACUCCUCACGUCGAGACCUCUAGAAAAGCAGUUCAUCCAAUAUUUCCUCUACCAAAUCAUGCGAGGUCUAAAGUAUGUCCAUUCCGCUGGCGUCGUCCAUCGCGAUUUGAAACCUAGCAACAUCUUGGUCAACGAGAACUGCGAUCUGAAGAUUUGCGAUUUUGGUCUUGCUCGAGUUCAGGAUCCCCAGAUGACCGGAUACGUCUCGACAAGAUAUUACCGCGCUCCGGAGAUCAUGCUCACCUGGCAGAAAUACGACGUGGAAGUCGAUAUCUGGAGUGCAGGGUGCAUUUUCGCCGAAAUGCUCGAGGGAAAGCCGUUAUUCCCUGGAAAGGACCACGUCAAUCAGUUCUCCAUCAUCACUGAGUUGCUCGGUACUCCUCCCGAUGAUGUUAUCAACACAAUUGCCAGCGAGAACACAUUGAGAUUCGUCAAGUCUUUACCAAAACGGGAACGGCAACCUCUUAAAAACAAGUUCAAGAACGCUGACCCAGCAGCCGUCGAUCUACUUGAACGCAUGCUAGUAUUCGACCCUAAGAAGCGAAUCACUGCUGCCGACGCGCUGGCACAUGAAUACCUUGCUCCUUACCACGACCCCACCGACGAACCUGUCGCUGAGGAGAAAUUCGACUGGAGUUUCAACGAUGCUGAUUUGCCUGUAGACACAUGGAAGAUCAUGAUGUACUCGGAGAUUCUUGACUAUCACAACAUGGAGUCAAGCGCGGUCGGAUACGAGGAUCAUUUCAACGGCCAAUAG